Biomphalaria glabrata is the source of this 592-nucleotide messenger RNA. RefSeq lists its product as uncharacterized. The coding region runs from base 114 to 581 and encodes 155 amino acids. NCBI's taxonomy places the organism in Eukaryota, Metazoa, Mollusca, Gastropoda, Planorbidae. The record is from RefSeq and is a predicted model, not a curated record. The transcript has 5 exons.
GCCUGAUUUAUUUUUGUGUAUAUAUAUCAAAUUAGUUUGGUGUGAAACUCAAGUACAUUUUUGUAUAACUCUCAGACUCGAAACUCUGAAUCAAACAAGACUUCAAUAACAUAAUGGCUGAACUCCAAAGACUGCUUCAGUCAAACGAGGUUUUCCGAUUUGAGCCGAUGAAGACUUUUCUGAGUGGUCUUCAGCAGACGUCCAUAGCCACAAGCCCCAGCAACCUGAACGAGACCACAGGUCUUCUCCCUCAGAACGCUAAUGUCAACUUGCCAAGGAUGUCACCUAGCUACAAUGUCAAUCUGAACACCACCAACCUCAACACCAGCUCCACCAUCACCAUCGACAACCAAGGGCACGCCAACAUCAACACCAAUGUCACAGCUUCGGUGUCGAAUGUUCCAAACCCACUCGAGUCUAACACCACUCAAGAUGCUAACGCGAAUGUUUCAGAAGUCCCGAGACUAUUAUUUGGGGUACGUUCAUUUUCUUUAUCUGUAGUACUUUGUCUACAGUCUCUUCCCCCCCUUCCCCCAGAAAAUGACUGCUAUCUGCUAACGUUAGUUUUCAAACAAAAUUAAAUUUAAAAUGU